AUGGACGAUAAAGAGUAUUAUAAUGAUGUGGAAGUAGACUCGGUUGCAUCUACUUUUGAAGCUAACAGAAAUAAAUAUUUUUUUAACGAAAAUAUUAGCAGUAAUAUGAUAAAAAAAAAUGAAUCGAAUGUCGGUACUAACGACCAUGAUCGUAAAAUAAAUGUAAGUAAUACCCUUAAUCUUUUGAAUAAUACUAAUAGUAAUCAUAAUAGUAAAUUUGGAAAUACCAAUAGUAGUAUUAACUCCAGUACGUUCUGUACUGAUAAUUAUACUAUAAACAGCUCGAAUAAUAUAAUGGGUGCCGUGAGGAAUUUCGCUUAUAGCAGCAAUGUUAGUAGUAGUAACACGUACAGUAACAAUAAUAAUAUAAACAAUAAUAAAAAUAAAAGUGGUGGUAGUAGUAGUAGUAAUAUGCAUAGUAACAAUAAUAAUAAUAAUAAUAAUAACAAUAAUAGUGGUGGUAGCAGUAGUACCAAUGCGCGUAACUGUAAUAACGGAAGCAGUAAUGCACAUAAGGGUUCAUCUAACAACACCGCGAAUACAUUCCACCCGUAUAAAGAAGGGUUCAGUGAUAGUAUAGAAAUAAAUAAUGUAAAAAUCAAAAUGUUUAACAAACGAACUAAUAAAAAUGUGAACAGUCAUAACUAUAAUAGAAAUAAUUACAACAAUGUGAAUAUUAAUAAAAAUAUGAAAAACUUUAGAAACAGAUUUAACCAUUUUAAUAAGGCUGGUAUGAAGCAAGAUGGGAUUGUGCGGAGCACUUGUCGAGAUGACAACAGUGAUAGUAUCGUCAAUUGCAUUAUUAAUGGAAGUGAAAAUGGUAAUGGUAGUGGUAAUGGCAGUGGUAAUGGUAGUGGUAAUGGCAGUGGUAAUGGCAGUGGUAAUGGUAGUGGUAAUGGCAGUGGUAAUGGCAGUGGUAAUGGCAGUGGUAAUGGAAGUGGGGUUAUAAACAGAAUCGAAAGUGAAGGAGGAGUAAACGAUGAGAGUGGGUAUGCUGAGUACGGGCAAUACAACCAGUACAGUCAGCUUAACGAACAGGGAAACUUAAAUGUAGGUGUAGAAAAAGAGGAUAAUGUCGAAAGAGGAGGGGAGGGUGGUGAACAUUCAACUGAUACGUAUUAUGAUUAUAUGCAACAAAGAAAUGGUAAGGUACAGAAUAAUAAAGUUAAUAGUCGAAAUUUUUAUGAAAAUAAAAAAAUAAAAAACAACAAGUUGUAUAAUAAUAAUAUUAUUCCUAUAAGUACUGAUGAAAAUGAAAAUGAAAAUAAUAUUUUGAAUAUGAAUAAUAUUGUUCAUAAUAACACAAGUAGUGAAAAUAAUGAUAUGCACAAUGGUAGUAGUAGUAGUAGUAUUAUAAGAAAUAGUAACAAUAACAAUGAUAAGGAUGUGAUGAUCUCCUCUAAAUAUAAUCGUUUUAUUACUGAUGGAAAGAAGGAAGUUUAUAAUGAGGAGCAGAACCACUUUACUAAAGGAAAUGGUAUCCAAAAUAUAAAUGAUAAUAAUAUAAAUAUGAAUAUACAUGAACAACAAAUGUAUUAUGCAAAUACAAAUAAUGGUAAUAAUAUAAUGACAGAUAUAAAUAGUAACAUGAAGAAGAGGAAAAGUGUUAUGUUUGACUCAAGCACAUUUUAUAAACAUAAACAAAAAAAAAAUUAUCAUAAAACUUUCAAUGAUUCAUUAAAAAGGUAUUGUAAUAAUUCUUUAAAAUUGGUGGACAGGAGUAUAAAAAAGAAUAACAUGUCGUUUGGUUAUAGUAACAAUAAGAAGAAGAAUAUGCAAAACGGUAUGAACAGAAACUCUGUUCUGAGUAGCAGUAGUGGUAGUAGUAACUGUGGAGAUAGCAAUUACAGCGGUAAUAAUUGUAAUAAUAAUAGUAAGGAUAACAAUAGUAGUAACGGCAGUGGUAAUCGUAGUGGUAAUAAUAACGAACUAAAUGACUACAAAAAUGUGGAGGACCCCUUCUCGGAAGAAUUGUACAGCAUGCCGGGGGGAAAUAACACUAACAGAAAUAAUAAUACGAGCACAUUUUAUAAUAAUAUUAACAAAAAAUCGUUCAGUAAUAUAACUUUUUCGUUAAACAAAUACCUAAACUCAGUUGUUAGCACUGAUAAGUCGAAGAGGAAUAACGCGAACAUUGAUCGUAUUGCAAAUGGGAGCAAGGUAGUGAGCAUUAGUAAUAAUGGUAACAAUAACAGUAGCACGAAUGGGAAUGGGAAUGAUACUGCUAAUAACAAUGAGAAUGGCAAUAGCAGUAGCUUAGCUAGCCAUAUAAGUAUCAAUAAUUACAACGCUGUCAGUUUGGACUACAACUCAGGAGGUGUAAAUAACAAGUAUAACGAAACGAGUUCAUAUAAACACGACGAUUUAUUUCGUAAGAACAACUCCUGUUACAGAAGCGAAGGGUUUGAUAACUAUGACCAAAGUAAUAUUAAUAGUAGUGGACUAACUUUUUUUAAAAAAAGUGAAGAGGGGGAAAAGUCUGAUUGCAAUAUGAACAGUUUGAAUAUACUCUCAAAAAAUUAUAAUAUACCACAACAAAAUGUACAAGAUUUAAAAAGUAUGAUUGGUAAUGAACUAAAUUCUAAUAGUAAGGUAAUAUGUGAGGGUGCAAAUUAUUUCAUUAUGGGAGAAGGAAGUAUAAACAGCUUUAACAAUAUCAGCAUUAACAACAUGAACAACAAUCAGAGUUACAUUGAAUGCUUAAGCGAAGUGUCCGAAAUAAGUGAUGAUGAAGAGGGAGAAAAUAAAAAUAACUGCUUAGAUGAAAGUACUAAUGUAGAUGAGGAUGUUAAAAAUGCUAAUAAUUGCAAAAAUUGGAAUAGCAUGAAUAAUAGAGACAUCAACCUGGGUGAUUCUAAUGCACCUACCGCAUCUGUUUCAUCUGUUGUAUCUGCUGUAUCUUCCUCAUCAGCAUCAUCUGCCUUACCCAAUAUGGUCAAUUCUGCACCUUCAAUGGAUAACACACUUUUCAGUCAACGUGUAGGAAAUAGGUCAGACAUGAUGGAAACUGUGUAUAACUUGUACAACUACAAUAAAGAUAUGAUUGGUGUGAAUAGAGAAAUGAAUUCCAAUACAUCAGUUGUUAAUAAUUCAAGUUUCAAAGUAGGAGUAGUACAGGAGGGGGAAGGGGAGGAUGAGAAGGAUGCGUAUGUGGAGAAGAGAAAUGCCUACCACAUGAAGAAUGCAAAUAAUAGAGCCCAUAAUGACGACCAAAGUUAUUUGAGCAGCUACGAUGUGAAUACUAUAAGCAAUGACAGUUAUAUUGGCACGAACUGUGGAAGUAACAUCUUUUUUUCACGUGGUCAAAGUAAAGAAAAGAAAAACAUAAAAAGCAAUUUUAAUGAAAUGAAUUCAAUAAUUGCUCAGAGUAAAAAUUACACCAUACAUAACAGUAGUAUGGACGGUAAAUUUUCAAGUGAUAAUUUUUCGAGUAAUCAUUAUACUAAUGAAAAUAUAAAGGAGGACAUUAAAAUAAAUGAAAAAAUGGAUAAUAUCAUAUUCGCUAGUUCUAUUGAACCAGACGACGAUACUAAUAACCCUAAUGAUAAUACAAAUAUGGAUGAACACAAUGAGGGGGCAACUGAUACCGGUAUAAUAAACAAUAAUAUAAGUACAACAAUGAUGAGAGAGAAGCAAGAGAAUAACAUGAUAGAGGAAGAUGAUAGAGAAAUUAAAAAGGCUUUUUCCAUUAAUCAUGUAAACAGUGAAGAUAUGUAUAUCAACACUUAUAUGCCAUACCCGCCAGAAAAGUAUAACAAUAUUUACGAGUUGCAUGAAAUAAAAAUUUUAUCACCUCAUAUACUGAAAACAAAAUUUCACAAAGAAGGUAAAAGCUAUCAUUCAUCCUUAAAAGAUGGAAAACUAAUUUUACUACUUGACUUAGACAAUACAUUACUACAGGCUACUUCCUUUGCAAAAUUUAAUAUGGAAUUACCUUUAGAAAACUUUGUGGAUGAAAAUGGAGAACCCGAAUUAUAUAAAUUUUUUUUACCGUAUUAUAAUUUUUUUUAUUAUUUAAAAUUUAGACCAUAUGUACGCCAGUUUUUACAAAUAUUAUCCUUAUAUUAUGAAUUAUCUAUAUAUACAAAUGCUACAAGAGAAUAUGCAGAUGUAGUAAUAGCAAUACUGGACCCUGACCGGAAUUUGUUUGCGGAUAGAAUAGUAGCUAGAUGCAGUUCUGCAGAUAGAGAUGAAAAUAAACAUUUUUCAAAAAUAUAUCCAAAUAUUGAUUCGAGAUAUGUUAUCGCAUUUGAUGAUAGGAAAGAUGUGUGGUCAGAUAUUCCUCAUUCUCAUAUAUUAAAAGCAGAACAUUAUAAUUUUUUUGAAUUAAGUAAAUAUGACAUUAUUUCACAUUUCAAAGAAUCAACUACUUGUAAAAAGAAAUUUGUCGAUAUGGAUAUGCAUUUACAUUAUAUGACUAAAAUUUUUUUAAAAUUACAUAAAACAUUUUUUGAAAAUCCGUUAGAAGUAGAUGUAGGGAAAAUCAUAGAUACAAUUAUGUUAAAUACGUUAAGUAAUGUUGGAGUUUAUUUCACAGGUUUUAGAAAAAAUUCAAAAAAUGCACAAAAUGUGUUAACAUCAGAUUGUGAAGAUAGACAAAAAGAAAUAGCCUUAGAAUUAGGUGCAAAAAUUUACUCAAAUUAUGAUAUACCUGGUGUAACCCAUAUUAUAGCAGCAAAGAAUUGUACAGAUAAUUUAAUAAAAUCCAAAAAAUCAGAUUACAAUCAUAUCCAGAAAGUACAUACAUUAUGGUUAUAUCAUUGUAGAGGAACUUUAGAAAGUGGUAACUCCACCUACUUUGAUGCGGAUGAACUUUGUAAAAUAUAUAAUAAUAAACCUCCAUUACAUCCAAAGAAAGAUCAUUGGUUCUUUGGAAAUAAAGAUGAUUUAAGAAAACAAGAUGAUACUAAUGAUUGCAUUAAAAUUGAAAAUCUAAAAUCAAGGAUUUUCCUUGGUACAGGGGAAUAUACACAUGACGCGGUUAUCUGCUCUCCCUUUGAACAAAUUAAUAUUAAAUGGAUAGAAAAGGAAGUUAAGUUAAGGCAAAUUUAUGAUACCCCAGUCAAUGUUGCAUCAAAUGAUGCUAAGACAAAUGAAAAAAGUCAAUUUAGUGAAAACGCAAAUCUUAUGUGCCAUAAUUUUGAUGUCGAUGAUAAUUUCCCCUGUCUAGGAAGCACCUUUGAGGAUCUUAGCAAUAUCAGUAUGGGUUAA
Messenger RNA from Plasmodium malariae, 5211 nucleotides. It is a transcript of the gene NIF3, whose product is annotated as NLI interacting factor-like phosphatase, putative. The transcript has a single exon. Bases 1 to 5211 code for a protein of 1736 amino acids. Lineage: Eukaryota; Apicomplexa; Aconoidasida; Haemosporida; Plasmodiidae. Gene Ontology annotation, molecular function: RNA polymerase II CTD heptapeptide repeat phosphatase activity. The record is from RefSeq and is a predicted model, not a curated record.